This is a messenger RNA of Acipenser ruthenus (sterlet), 1232 nucleotides long. RefSeq names its product prostaglandin E synthase-like. Gene Ontology annotation, cellular component: membrane. The record is from RefSeq and is a predicted model, not a curated record. NCBI's taxonomy places the organism in Eukaryota, Metazoa, Chordata, Actinopteri, Acipenseriformes, Acipenseridae. The coding region runs from base 197 to 652 and encodes 151 amino acids. Gene Ontology annotation, molecular function: prostaglandin-E synthase activity. Gene Ontology annotation, biological process: prostaglandin biosynthetic process. The transcript is spliced from 3 exons.
AAUGUGUUUGGGCAUGACAUUUUCCGAGGGAAAGUGUUUCUAUGUAAAUAUUGGCACACGGUCUAUGGUGUAUAAAAGGAGGCGUCGACGACAGUAAUUUAGAAUCUUGCUUUUGCUGAGAAGGGAGAACAGGGCUGCUCACACACUCUAACUUUAGCUGGUUUAGUAGCCUGCAUUAAUAUAUUUAUUUAAAGCCAUGGCUCUCGCACUUGACUUAAACAACGAGGUAUUCAGCUCCUUCUUAUUUUAUGCGACUCUGCUUCUACUCAAGAUGUACGCCGUGGCAAUUCUAACAGGACAACUCCGCUUGCGCAGAAAGGCUUUUGCUAACCCGGAGGAUUCGCUGCGUCACGGGGGGUUGAAAUUCUGCCGCGAGGAUGCUGAUGUGGAGCGCUGCAGGAGGCUUCAUCACAAUGAUAUGGAGUGUAUCUACCCUUUCCUGUUCAUCGGGGCCCUGUACUGCAUGCUUGACCCCAGCCCAUCCAUCGCCAGGCUUCACUUCCGCAUCUUCUUCUUGGCUAGACUGGUCCACACUGUGGCUUACCUAUUCGCUCUAAAAGCCCCUACCCGCUCUCUGGCCUACACCGUUGGGCAAAUCCCCUGCUUCUCCAUGGCCUUCAAGAUCGUGGUCAACGUCGCCUCCUACUGGUGAAGAACACGACGCAGGAACCCAAUCAUGGUUUCAACCAUUCCAUUCAUGGCGGUCCUUUUUGGGCUACUUGGUUUUGCUCUGCGGUAGUUUUAAGAUGGAGAGGAGCUAGUCUUGAACAAGCAAGCCGACUUACAGUGAAUUCCAGGAGAGAGCAGACAGGGCAGACUGUAUCACUGAAGUCAAUUUUCAAUACUUGAAUUAAACUUCCAUUGGUAGACUGGUUCUCCAGGGUGGUCAUAUACAUAUCAAUAGUGUCACAAUGGGUUGUAAUACAUAUCAUAUCAUAUGACAUCAUAUCAUCAGAUAGACAGUAUGCUACUGUUUUAGGACCACUGUUGGUACUGUGUACAAACUGUGAAGCUCCAAUACUGUGGUCUGUUAGCAACUCUGAUUUUAAUGUACUGAAUUCAGUCCAGUUAAAAUGAACGUCUCUGUUUAGGUUCAUUCUACAGUUAAUUAAUAUGUAAAUAAUACAUAUCAAAGCCGUGGUAAUUGUCGAUGUCUGUUAAUGCAUUACUGUGUUUUGUACGUAUGAAUAAUGUUUGACUGUGUAUUUAAAUAAAUUAAUGUUUUUGCUAAA